Messenger RNA from Pleuronectes platessa (European plaice), 787 nucleotides. RefSeq names its product lactose-binding lectin l-2-like. The record is from RefSeq and is a predicted model, not a curated record. The transcript has a single exon. Gene Ontology annotation, molecular function: signaling receptor activity. Bases 72 to 563 code for a protein of 163 amino acids. NCBI's taxonomy places the organism in Eukaryota, Metazoa, Chordata, Actinopteri, Pleuronectiformes, Pleuronectidae.
UCAUCCAACAGUGCAGAUCAUCUCCAACCCCUCAUCCUGCUCCUGUGACAGAGAGAGAGAGAGACGCCAACAUGAUACUGCUCCUCCUUCUGUUCACCCUGACCCUGGGUGCUGUGUCUCCUUCAGAUGGACCUGAGGUCAGGCUGCAGCGUGGAAACUGUCCCAUGUUCUGGUUCAGCUUCAACAACCGCUGCUACAAGUACGUGGCCACUGAGCAGAGCUGGGCUGAUGCAGAGUUCCACUGUGUGUCACAGGGAACCAACCUGGUGUCUAUCCACAGUCUGGAGGAAGAGAAUUUCAUCACAGCCCUGAUCAAGAACUUUGACCUUAAUGAAGGAAUCACCUGGAACGGACUGAACGACCUCUACAAAGAAGGCAGCUGGAUUUGGUCUGAUGGUUGUGCAGUGAAGUUUACCUUUUGGUCCACAGGACAGCCAGACAACUACCUAGAAAUGGAAAACUGUGGUCAUAACAACUUUUCUACCGAAAAGAAAUGGAAUGAUAUACCUUGUAGUAACAUUUAUCCUUCUGUUUGUGCAUCUCGCAUAAUGUGUCCUCAGUGAUUGUUAAGUCUGAUUUAACCUGGUCACUGAUCACCUGAUGCUUGUUGACAUGAAAUAGUCCUCAGCAAUAAAGAUACAAAUUCAAACUUCUCUGUUUGUUCUCAUUUCACCCACUUACUUUUCAUACCUGUUGUCAGGUUUUUGUUGUUUGUUGAUUUUAACAAUUCCAAUGUUAUUGUUAAAAUCCAUUUUAAAUAUCAGUACAAAUAAAAUGAUGAUGAUGA